Messenger RNA from Capra hircus (goat), 2141 nucleotides. It is a transcript of the gene UBE2D1, whose product is annotated as ubiquitin conjugating enzyme E2 D1. Gene Ontology annotation, biological process: protein polyubiquitination; ubiquitin-dependent protein catabolic process. The record is from RefSeq and is a predicted model, not a curated record. The transcript has 7 exons. Bases 247 to 690 code for a protein of 147 amino acids. NCBI's taxonomy places the organism in Eukaryota, Metazoa, Chordata, Mammalia, Artiodactyla, Bovidae. Gene Ontology annotation, cellular component: nucleus. Gene Ontology annotation, molecular function: ubiquitin conjugating enzyme activity.
CCUUCCCAGAAGCAAAAGCGGAAACAAAAGAGUCUCGCCGGCGUCCCCGCCAGCACACUCGCACACCAGCGCUCGGGCUCACUCAGAGCAGGCACCCGCGCCCAGAGCUAGCCAGACAGCAGCGACCCGGGAACCCACCCGGCUGAGUCAGCCGAACAGCCGGCGAUUCGAGCCCGCACUACCCCACGCCCCCGAGCCCUGCAGCCGUCCCCCGCCGGCCAGUGCCCCAGCCGCCCUCCGUGACCGAUGGCGCUGAAGCGGAUUCAGAAAGAGUUAAGUGAUCUACAGCGUGACCCACCUGCCCACUGUUCGGCUGGACCUGUGGGAGAUGACUUGUUCCACUGGCAAGCAACUAUUAUGGGGCCUCCUGAUAGCGCAUAUCAAGGUGGAGUCUUCUUUCUCACUGUACAUUUUCCGACAGACUAUCCUUUUAAACCACCAAAGAUUGCUUUCACAACAAAAAUUUACCAUCCAAACAUAAACAGUAAUGGAAGUAUUUGUCUUGAUAUCCUGAGGUCACAGUGGUCACCAGCUCUGACUGUGUCAAAAGUUUUAUUGUCCAUAUGUUCUCUGCUUUGUGACCCUAAUCCAGAUGAUCCCUUAGUACCAGAUAUUGCACAAAUCUAUAAAUCAGACAAAGAAAAAUACAACAGACACGCAAGAGAAUGGACUCAGAAAUAUGCAAUGUAAAAAUCAAAAAAAAUUUCAUAUAUACCAGAGUACUGUAAAAUCUAGGUUUUUUUCAACAAUUAGCAGUAAAUUGAGCACUGUUUACUGUUUCAUUGUACCAUGAAAUCCUUAUUUUUACCCAUUUUAAAUGUAUUUCUGAAGCAAGACAAAACAAACUUCCAAAAAUAUUCUUGAGACUGUGAUGAGAGCAUUUAUCAUUUUGUAUGCAUUGAGAAAGACAUUUAUUAUGGUUUUUAAGAUACUUGGACAUCUGCAUCUUCAGCUUACAAGAUCUACAAUGCAUCUGAAAAGCAACCAAAUUAUUUUUUGCUGAAACUAGAUGUUUUUACAUGAAAAAUACUGUAUGUGUUAUCUAAGAUGUUGUCAGUUUUAUAAAUCUGUAUUCAGAUUUCAUUCUUUGUUAGCUCACUUUAUAAUUUGUAUUUUUUUAUUGUAUAGACUAAAUAUAUUCUAUUUACAUGUAUGUCAGCUUGUUACUUUUUUCCUGUGAACAGUAUUGAAAAAACCCAACAGCUGAUAAUGAAAUGAAUUAACUGUCCCCCUUGUCUUGGGGUAUUCUGUAGAUUGAUUGCAGGUUUCUUAAACCUGAAAUGAUCUUUACACUGUAAUUCUCAGUAUACUGAUUAUGGAGAAACGUUUUGAUUUUGUUAUACUUGACUUAACUUUAUUACAAUGUGAAUUAAUUGCACUGCUAAGUAGAAAGAUGUAUAACUUUUAUUUGUUGCUAUUCACAUCUGAAUUUUUUCUGUAUAGGCAAUAUUAUAUUGACACCUUUUACAGAUCUUAAUGUAGCUUUUUCCAUUUAAAUAAAAUGCUUUUUCUACUAUUUGUCUUGGUUACUUUGAAAGAUGAAAAUCUGCCUUAUCUACCAGUAAGGAUCAAUGCUCUAUAUAAAAUUUUGCAUGAAAAUUAAUUCCAAAUUGUAAGGAUGAAGUGUGUUGUACUAGGCAUUGAGUGCGUGCUUAGUUUCUCAGUUGUGUCCAACUUAAGCACCGUUAAUUAUAUAAAUUUUGCUGUAGAUUUGUAUCUGUCUACUAAAUUGUCAAUCUAAAGGAUGAUAUACAUUAGUCCUUUGUUACAGAAGAGAAUUUAGAAUAUGUUGGGAUUUAUCUUGGAUCACAUAUAAAAUGAAUUAUUUUCUAGAGUAGUGAGAUGAAUGUGGAUGUGUCACCCACAUUGAAGAAAAAUCUUUAUAGACCUGAAGAAUAAUUAGGUUAAUUCAUUAAAAUACCCCUCUAGAUGUAACUAGCAUUGUAUUUCUUAACAUUUUAAAAUCUAGAAUUUCAAAAAUAGAAUUUUACUGCUAUCACAGUUUAAAAGAGGACAUCCAUGUUUUAACCAUAGAAAUUAUAAAGAAAAUUCUAAAAUGACACUUUUCCUCUUUUUUAUAAUUUGUCAGUUUAAAGUGACUUAAAUGAGCAGAUUAUCUUUGCAGAUUAAAAAAAAAAAAA